Chelonoidis abingdonii (Abingdon island giant tortoise) is the source of this 1821-nucleotide messenger RNA. The record is from RefSeq and is a predicted model, not a curated record. Lineage: Eukaryota; Metazoa; Chordata; Testudines; Testudinidae.
AUGUCCUGUGGUAAUGGUGAAACUAGUGGGCACUCUAUGUAUAACCUCUGUGGUCAGGGUCAAAGCUCCAGCUCCCAGUUAGCUAGUCUGAAUGGUCAUAGGAAGUCUUCAGGAUUGUUGGAAGUCACAGGGAACUUAAAUAAUAAGCAAUAUUCUUCAGUGGCACUAGCUCCAGAUACCAUGGUGAAUAAUGGAUCAGGAAUUCCCCCUAACUCUGAGGAAGAUACAAAGGAUUCAGCAUUCCAGCUCAGCAACCAACCUAUGACAGGAAGUGAAAUCCGUAGGACCUACACUACCAAGUGUUUCUAUGGCCCUUAUUUAACCAAAACUAGCAUGCAGGGAGAUGUCUACAACUUCCUGGAGAGGCCUAGUGGAUGGAAGUGUUUUAUUUACCAUUUUACUGUAUUUCUACUGGUGCUGAUUUGUUUAAUUUUCAGUGUACUCUCUACUAUAGAACAUUAUUCAGAAUUUGCCACGGGGACCCUUUUCUGGAUGGAAAUUGUGCUGGUGGUGUUUUUUGGUGCUGAAUAUUUGGUGCGGCUAUGGUCUGCUGGUUGCAGAAGUAAAUAUGUUGGCUUUAAGGGAAGACUACGUUUUGCCAGAAAGCCUAUAUCAAUUAUUGAUCUUAUUGUUGUGAUAGCCUCAAUUAUUGUUCUGAGUGUAGGAUCAAAUGGGCAGGUGUUCGCCACAUCUGCCAUAAGGGGAAUCCGGUUUCUCCAGAUACUUCGCAUGCUUCAUGUAGAUCGGCAGGGUGGCACUUGGAGACUCUUAGGAUCAGUUGUUUUCAUACAUCGUCAGGAACUCAUAACCACUCUGUACAUUGGAUUCUUGGGACUGAUCUUCUCAUCCUAUUUUGUCUAUCUUGCUGAGAAGGAUGCAGUGGAUGAAGAUGGAAGAACAGGUUUCUCUAGCUAUGCUGAUGCCCUGUGGUGGGGUGUGGUAACGGUCACAACAAUUGGUUAUGGAGACAAAGUACCACAGACAUGGAUUGGGAAGACAAUAGCCUCCUGUUUCUCAGUGUUUGCUAUAUCUUUCUUUGCUCUUCCAGCGGGGAUUCUGGGUUCUGGUUUUGCCUUGAAGGUACAACAGAAGCAACGUCAGAAGCAUUUCAACAGGCAAAUCCCAGCUGCAGCUUCUCUAAUUCAGACUCUGUGGCGGUGCUAUGCAGCGGAGAAAUCAUACAGUUCUACAGCAACAUGGAAGAUCUAUGUUACAUCGCCUGCUCAAAACUAUCAUAACUUUUCCCCGAGCCCUACUCAUAAAAGUUCUGCACCAGUCACUCAGAAAAAAAAAAAUUUCAAGACAGAAGAAACCAAUGGUCCAUCUAGCCCAGAUAAAGAGCUCACUGUACCAGGACACAGCACUUUUACAAACACAGAGGAGACAAGAAAGACUGACUUUAAUGUUUCAUCUUCAACUGUCAGUGUCAAGCAGAACCCAGGUCUUCUGAGUCCCAGUUCAGUGCCUUAUUUGCUAACUGCUGCAUUCAGCCGAGAGCAGUAAUUACAGGGAGAGUUCAUUAGUCUCCCAUACUCACACAAUUCCCAGUUAACUGAAGCACACCGAAUAGCUGUCAAAGUCAUAAGGAGAAUGCAAUAUUUUGUGGCCAGAAGAAAAUUUCAGCAAGCUCGAAAACCAUAUGAUGUACGUGAUGUAAUUGAACAGUACUCUCAAGGACACCUUAAUAUGAUGGUUCGCAUAAAAGAACUUCAACGAAGACUGGAUCACUCCUUAGGGAAGCCUGGUCUUUUUCUCCCAGAAAAAGGGGUAGACAAAGGAUACUAUACUGUAGGAGCCAGACUGAUCCGGUUAGAGGAUAAG